Messenger RNA from Chelonoidis abingdonii (Abingdon island giant tortoise), 577 nucleotides. Lineage: Eukaryota; Metazoa; Chordata; Testudines; Testudinidae. The record is from RefSeq and is a predicted model, not a curated record.
GGACAUACAUGUGAUAGAACUUUGAAAUCUAACUCUUCAUUACUGUUUUCCACAGUUAAGCUCUGAAAAUGGUCCGCUACUCACUUGAUCCAGAGAAUCCCACCAAAUCAUGCAAGUCAAGGGGUUCUAACCUUCGAGUCCACUUCAAGGUAAGCAGAGUGCCAAGCAGUGGGCCGGGACUACAGCGCCGUUGGCCUACAAAGAGUGCAGAGUUCUAUACUGCACAUGGCUUCAAUAAAGCUGAGAGUACAUCGGAACGUCGAAGGUUACACGUUUCUGUUGCAUUUUUUCAGGGUCUUGAUGUGGAUUCUCUGGUAAUUGAGCACAUCCAGGUCAACAAGGCCCCCAAAAUGCGCAGGCGUACCUACAGAGCUCAUGGUCGUAUCAACCCCUACAUGAGCUCCCCCUGUCAUAUUGAGAUGAUCCUCACUGAGAAGGAGCAGAUUGUUCCAAAGCCAGAAGAGGAAGUUGCUCAGAAGAAAAAGAUCUCUCAAAAGAAGCUGAAGAAGCAAAAACUUAUGGCUCGGGAGUAAAUCUGACAUAAGAUGUACAUAAAUAAAAAAGAAAACGGAUAUUA